AUGACACGCGUGUCAACUGCAGUUACCACGUUUAAAAACAUUCCUGCACGGACACGAUCUCAGCGAGAUGCACUUUGUGACAAAGAGCAGCUUGAGAAAGAUCGAUUGCGUGCUCGUAAAGAAGGUUUUGUACGUCCGGAUACAUCUGAAGAAGAAGUUCGAAAAAUGUUGACUCAAUUGGGUAUUACUCAAGCUCUUGGCGCAAAGAAAAUCGACGCUAUUCUUGAUUACGUUGACGCAUUACCGACUAGGUCUCUUCGCUAUGAUGAUUUCUGUCGAUUUGUAUAUGGUAAUCCAAAGCCAAACGAAGUGGUAGAGACCAACUUUACUAGCUGUACAAACAACAGACAGUUAAAAAAUAAUGAUCAGCCGGACAAAGCUAAUAUUGCGACGUUAGAUUCGGAUUGUGUGGUCUCGUUGUUACGGGCCAAGUAUGAGUCCCGACGACUUCAACACGUCUUUCGUGCAUGGGAUAUUGAUAAAAGUGGCAGUAUAACCAUGUCAGAGCUUGAGAAUAAUCUACAUCGUCAAGGCUUACAAAUUGCGAAAUCACAAUUAAAAAAACUUUUUGAUACGUAUGAUCAAGACCAUGAUGGCCAAUUAUUAUACCAUGAGUUCAUGCGUCUAGUGUAUGGACCAAUAUACGAGCAACGUCAUAGUUGCUUAGCAGAGCAACGUCGAAAGAAACAUCUUAGCCGAUUGAUGCAUGAAGGGGAUCCGUUAGAUUUUAUUCGACGCUCAGUGUUGAAGCAGACAAGUCAUAGAAUUGAUAACACGAAGUUAAAGGCUGCACUUCGAUGCAAACUGAAGACAUUAGCUGCAAGACCAAACUUAUCUGACGAAAACCAAGACGAAACUCUACAUUACAAUGAGCUUUACCAUGGGCUGCAAGAUUUGGGUUUUGAGUUGAGCAAACAUGAGUUUCUUCAAAUAGCAAAAGGCGUUGAUGCUGACGGCAGUGGGAAAGUUAGCUUGGAUGCUUUUUGUGAUAUCUUUAAAGGUGCUGAAGCAUUUAAUCGACAGAUUGAAUAUGAUACCAGUGCAAAGGUAGAAGAGCAGAGACUUUCAGCAGAUAAGAAUCACCGGCAAGAUACAAAGGCGUUCGACUAUUCAAAUCCAUCAAGACGACUAGAAGUUCCAACGCGACGUGGUCGUACUCCUUACACCAAUACAAAAGGACUAAUUGUGUAUGGACCAAUAUACGAGCAACGUCAUAGCUGCUUAGCAGAGCAACGUCGAAAGAAACAUCUUAGUCAAUUGAUGCAUGAAGAGGAUCCGCUAGAUUUUAUCCGACGCUCAGGUGCUGAAGCAUUUAAUCGACGACAGAUUGACAAUGAUACCAGUGCAAAGAUGGAAGAGCAGGGACCUUCAGCAGAUGAGAAUCACCGGAAAGAUACAAAGGCGUUCGACUGUUCAAAACCAACAAGACGACUCGAAGUUCCAACGCGACGUGGUCGUACUCCUUACACCAAUACAAAAGGACUCAUUGGUAAUCAAGAGAUCGUAUCAAAUCCAACUCAAUUUACAACAAAAGCACAGUUAUACGGUAAUGUCAUCCUAACGCUUGGACAAGAAGACAAAAAACGGCACAAUGUUGCCAUUGCCAAUCGACUGCAGCGGUUGCGUAUUCAUAUGGAACGUCAUGAAUCACAAGCCAAGCUGCUCGAGAAAUCGAAUUCUCUGGCUUGA
Molecule: messenger RNA, 1689 nt
Organism: Plasmopara halstedii
Lineage: Eukaryota; Oomycota; Peronosporomycetes; Peronosporales; Peronosporaceae
Product: Ca2 /calmodulin-dependent protein kinase, EF-Hand protein superfamily
Exons: 8
Coding region: 1-1689 (562 amino acids)
Molecular function (GO): calcium ion binding
Source: RefSeq, a predicted model, not a curated record